GGAAAGAGGAGCUGUGUCUUUAAGAGGGAACGAGGAUCAGCUCGCCUCUCAUUGGCUGGUGGAAGCGCGGCCAGCGAGCCAAUAGGCUCGAAGACCGUACAAAGCAAUCUCGUCCCUGCCCCCACGCAGCUUCAUCUCACCAACACGUCGAAUGCACCGAGCUGCGGCGCAGACGGAAAGGAAUCGGCUCGGUUUGCUCGUUUGCUCGCUUGCUUUUUCCCACCUUGAAACGAAUUCAAUUUCGUCGCUCCGCUCCGAUGGCUUGAGGGGCCGCUCGUGGAAAUCUUCCCCGUUUGUAUGGACGUCAGAGUCGCCGUGGAGAGGAUGUCCGCGUUGUAACGGAGCUUGCGAGGAUGACAAAGACAAUAGGAUCCCGAGACUGGCGACGGCAGGCUCUUUUGUGGCAUUUUCUCUUGUGGACUACAGCGGCUGCGCAGACUCGUUACAGCAUCCCGGAGGAGCUCAAGCGAGGUUCGGCGGUGGGCAACGUGGCCAAAGAUCUGGCUCUGGGACUGUCUGAGAUAUUUGAGCGCAAGCUGCGUGUCGCCUCUGAGGCUGGGAAGCAGUAUUUCAGCGUGGAUGCGGGGAAGGGCGAGCUGCUGGUCAGCGACAGAAUAGACAGAGAGGCUUUAUGCGGACAAAGCGCCAGCUGCGUGCUCCCGCUGCAGGUCGUCGUCGAAAAUCCGCUGCACUUGCAUCGAAUCGAAGUCGACAUUCAGGACGUCAAUGACAAUGCUCCUCGUUUUCUCAAAAGUGAACAUGUCAUUGAAAUAGCCGAAUCCACCGUUGUAGGUGUCAAUUUUCCUCUGCAGAGUGCAGAGGAUCCUGAUGUCGGGACGAACACAGUCAAGACGUAUACACUCAGCAAAGACGAAUGUUUUACAUUAAAGGUUAAAGACGUUGACGAUGGAAGAAAAAUGCCAGAACUGGUGUUAAAUAAAUCAUUAGAUCGUGAGAAAAAAGCUGUUCAUAAUUUAAUUCUGACAGCUAUGGAUGGUGGCAACCCUGUUAAGUCGGGAACCUCAAAAAUUCGAAUCAAAGUUCUUGACGUUAAUGACAAUGUUCCAUCAUUUGAAAAUAAAUUAUAUAAAAUAGCCGUGCAAGAAAACAGCCCAAAUGGCUCUUUUGUCAUGACAAUGAAGGCGACAGACGUAGACGAUGGGCCAAAUGGCGAAAUCGAGUAUUCUCUCGGCAUACACGCACCGCCGUCCGUGCUGGCAUUGUUUCAUAUCGACCCCGUAAGUGGAGAUAUAUUAUUAAAAAAUAAUUUGGACCACGAACAGCAGUCCUCCUAUCGACUUGACAUUAGUGCCAAAGAUAAAGGAUUCCCAACAAUGGAAGGCCGAUGCAGCGUGCAAGUUGAUGUGUUAGAUGUAAACGAUAAUGCGCCAGAAAUUUUAUUAACUUCUAAACCUAGUUCGAUACCAGAGGACGCUACAGUUGGGACAGUUGUAGCUUUGCUGUCUGUACGUGACCCCGACUCUGGCAAAAACGGUGAAGUGACUCUGCAUCUUCCCAAAAAAUUACCUUUUCUUCUGAAACCGUCUUUUUCGAAUAAUUACGCGCUGGUCACCAGCGGCGCUUUAGACCGGGAGAGAGUGUCCGAGUACGAGAUCGAGGUCACGGCCACCGAUUCGGGCUCUCCUCCUCUCUCGAGUCGCAGAAGCGUCGCCGUCAGCGUCGGCGACGUCAACGACAACCCUCCCGUCUUCUCUCAGAGCUCUUAUAACGUUUAUUUGAAAGAGAACGACGUCGCGGGCGCCAUCCUGCUCUCGGUGUCGGCCGGCGACCCGGACGCCGGCCAGAACGCCAAAGUGUCCUACUCCCUGCUGGAGAGCAAAGCGGCCGAGGCGCCGGCGGCGUCGUCGUACGUUUACGUCAACUCGGAGAACGGCAGCAUCUACAGCAUGCGCUCGUUCGACUACGAGAAAGUCAAAGUGUUUGAGGUCGGGGUGGAGGCCAAGGACCGGGGCUCUCCGUCUCUCAGCGGCAACGCCACCGUCCACGUUUUCAUCCUGGACCAGAACGACAACGCCCCCGCCGUCAUCUACCCCUCCCCCCACGCCGCCUCCCACCUGAGGGCGCCCCGCUCGGCCAAGGCGGGCCACCUGCUCACCAAGGUGACGGCCGUGGACGCCGACUCGGGCCACAACGCCUGGAUCUCCUACAAAGUGGCGGAGGCCACGGACGCCUCUCUGUUCGCGCUCAGUUUGUACACGGGGGAGGUGAGGACCAAACGCGCCGUGUCCGAGCACGACGACUCCUCCCAGAGGCUGAUCGUGGCGGUCGAGGACGACGGGGAACCGGUCCGCUCGGCCACCGUCACGCUGUCCAUCCUGCUGGAGGACGCCGUGAGCGAGCCCGCCUCGGAGCCGCUCGGGCGCGACUCGCCGUCCGAGCCCCGCGAGAAAGGCGGCGGCGGCGGCAGAAUCACGCUUUACUUGAUCGUGUCUCUGGCCUCGGUGUCCGUGCUGUCUCUGCUCACGUUGCUCGCCUUGGCCGUCAAAUGCGCCAGGAGCGGCGCCGCUCGCUGCUCGGGCGUCGGACGCACGCGCUGCGAGCGGGACGGGAAGCCCGACGGAAAUCUGCACAUUCAGCUCAACGCCGACGGACCCAUCAAGUACGUGGAGGUUCUGGGAGGAGACGUCAUGUCUCAGAGUCACUCCUUCAGGUCCUGCAUGUCUCCCGUGUCAGAGUACAGCGAUUUCACGCUGCUCAAGCCCAGCAGCACCGCCGACUUCAAGGAGGUCAUCGGCGUGCUGGAUGCCUCUUUGCCGGACAGCGCCUGGACCUUCGAGAGCCAGCAGGUGAGCCGACGAUUCGCUUUGCCAACGACGACCGCUUGCGGCGCUCUGGCUGCCCGCCGUGCGCAUUUUCACAACGUUUCUCUCCCGCUGUUGGUGAGCCAGCCGUCCUUUCACUCCGCGCUCAUCCGCAGUCUUGAACCGUUAUGAUGACGUAGUUUUGCGAAACAUUUUCUUUCAUGGUAGAAACGUCAGUCUGAUGCCUUCUGUGCUCAAACUGAAUCCAUUCAGCACCACAACAGCGGACAGUGACUCUAAAAUCGCAGCAGCGAAUCGGGUUUGCGAUGUAAACUUGUUCCAUGAUAAACUUCAAUUAGUUUACCUUUUACUUAGUUACUUGCAUCCUAACAUUUCUAUUGACUGAUCUGCUCACAUGUGAGUUAAUGUUGUAAAGUGGUGAAAAUGUGUCGCAUAUCGAAACAUUCCAAUACGGGCAUUUUGUUUGUUUUUGGUGGAAAUGUGUAGGAUGCUACUGCACGCUGCUACCAGCACACGCAAACUAUUUUCCUGUGACAAAGACACAGAAAAUGAUGUUUUUUUUAAUCAUUAUUUUUAGUAUCAAAAGACAAGCUACAAUAUUUCAGUACAUGUGAAAACAGUAGCUAUUAAAAAAAGGUAUUUUUUACACAAUGGCUCCAAAAUGUUCUUGCAUUAUUACUGAAUGGAUGUGUGUUAACUUGUAAAACAAAACAAAACAAAAAAAAAAACUUUUUUUCAAUUCUGUAUGCAUUUGCCUUAUAGUCAAUAUAAAAUAUAUUUAUUUAUUUCUGUAUGUCAAAAAAUGGUAAAUUAACUCAUUUAGCCGGCUAAACAUAUUGGGAGAUUGGACACGCCUAUUUUGAGCUCCGUGCCGACUUCGACGCUAAGCUAGUAAGGUCAAAGCCGUCAGCGCGUUCACUGCACGUGUACGGCAAGAAAACCAAAAGACCACUGAUGCUUGCGCAUUGUGCUGCAUGCAGUUGCAUAAAAUGGCGUACCAUUAUGAUCAGAGAACUGGGAAUCCCUUUCACAUGGAAAAGUAUGUUUAUAUAGGUUAUUGUUUUGUGUUUUUAAAAUUGUUGUUUCUUGAUUGCAUACGCGUGUGUUGACCAAACAGCAACCCUCAUGAAACUUGAUUGAGAAAUAAGCACGUUACGAUUUAAUUUAAUUGCCUUGUAAGGGAACGUCAACCUCCCCAACAUGGCCGCCAUGUUGGCACGUCAGUUGGCCGGGCCGCUGCAUUGCACUGGCGUAUCCGUUCAUAACCAUUCCUAUCUACGGACAAACAGCUGAUGUAGCGACAGCAUUAGCUCAACUAGCAUCAGAUUCGGUAGAUGUUUUUAAAAACAGUCCAAACUCAAGUUACUCGAAACUUAUUUAAAAAAAAAAAAAAAAAAAAAAAGUAAAUACAUUUUGAAAAAGCCCACAGUAAUUCGUAACAGUACCUUGGUUGUUAAUCACGUUUUUCAUCCCUUUGGGCAUUUUCGAAUGGCGAUCUUCACAUUCACAGUUGUGUCAACUCAAAGGACCCCAUGAGGGUUCAAAGGUGUCCAACAUGGUUCCUGACUAAAUUAAAAACCAAAACAAAACUAAAUAAGGGGAGCUAAUAACAGUCAAAUUGAAAUUUAACCUCACCACAAUGUUUAAAAAGAACAGCGCUUUUUUGUUCGUUUCAUCGCAAUUCAGCACCUCGACUGAACAAGUCAAACGCACAAUGGAAAUCAACAGCAACCAUUGAAUUUGGCGUCGUUCUAUUCCAUGUCAAAUAGAUAGGGAUUACCGCAUACCUUGACUCUUAGUUGUUUAAUGUUUUCAUUUAUGCGAAGCAUACUUUUAAUUAGUUAAUGCAUAACCCGUGUGAAUCAAAUACAAAUAAAUGGUUAUGGUUACUUACAAAUAUAGUAAAUAAUAGUGGUCAAUAUCACCCCGACAUCAAUAUGAGUUGUUGACUGUAUGUCAUACUCCUCACAGAAACAAUUCAGCACCGUAGAAGUACAGUGCAGCGAUAUACGCAAUGACGCAACAACAGUGUUCGCAUUAUAAUAAGUCCUUGCCAUCAUACAUUUAGUGAUGCAUGUGAAGUUGAGACCGUUUCAUACUGAUUGUGUGUGUCCUUUGGUUUUAUGAAAAGGCUUUUAGAUAUUUUCUUUAUGUAAUCUACACUCUUAAAAACAGUUGGGUUAACCCAAGUUGGGUUAUUUUUAACUCAAUUGCUGGGUCAAAAAGGGACCGACCUCUACAUGGGUGAAUUUCACCCCCAGAAAUUGUGCGAUUCAUUUGACCAAGAUUUUGGGUGAAAUGAAUACCCCAACUUAUUGGAUAAAAUGAAUAACGCAACGAUUUGGUCAAAUUGGCCCAAGUAGAGGUCAGUCCCUUUUUGACCCAGUUGCCUUGGUCAAUUUGAACCAAAACGUUGGGCUAUUCGUUUGACCCAAUCUCUUGGGUCGAAGGUUGACAAGUGGCGGAAUGCUGUAAACUACCAAAGGUUGAGUUAUAUUGACAACAAUGUGUAGGGUUACUGCAAAAGAAAUAACAUUGAACGGAUACACUCAGAAAGAUUGGACCAUUGUCUACUUAAAAAAAAAUAAAGCAAUAAAGAGAUCCAAAUAGAAUAGAUUUGAAUGACUUCAACUUUGAUUACAAAAUGGCGUUUAGUGAAGCAUGCAAAGCUUUUUUUCAAGGGAUGGUCGGCAGCUGAGCUCGCUGCAGGCAUGUUCACGUCUUACAACGGAAGCCGGGUGUUCGACAGCUUGCUGAGAGAGAGAGAGAGAGAGAGAGAGA
Molecule: messenger RNA, 5564 nt
Organism: Phycodurus eques (leafy seadragon)
Lineage: Eukaryota; Metazoa; Chordata; Actinopteri; Syngnathiformes; Syngnathidae
Product: protocadherin gamma-C5-like
Exons: 1
Coding region: 354-2954 (866 amino acids)
Biological process (GO): homophilic cell-cell adhesion
Cellular component (GO): plasma membrane
Molecular function (GO): calcium ion binding
Source: RefSeq, a predicted model, not a curated record